Messenger RNA from Haplochromis burtoni (Burton's mouthbrooder), 15742 nucleotides. RefSeq names its product A-kinase anchor protein 13 (gene akap13a). The record is from RefSeq and is a predicted model, not a curated record. Gene Ontology annotation, molecular function: guanyl-nucleotide exchange factor activity. Gene Ontology annotation, cellular component: plasma membrane. Gene Ontology annotation, biological process: regulation of Rho protein signal transduction. The transcript has 39 exons. NCBI's taxonomy places the organism in Eukaryota, Metazoa, Chordata, Actinopteri, Cichliformes, Cichlidae. The coding region runs from base 5655 to 12905 and encodes 2416 amino acids.
UAUUUUCAAAUGAUUGACCUUUACCACUCUUAAGGAUUUAAUGAGGAACACUCAGAUUACCCAGUUGUUAUCAGAGUUUUUUAUCGGCUCAAAGUUGGUCUUUUGAAGUGAUUACACCUAUUUUGGCUGUUUAUUAAAUUAAAUGAUCAAAAUUUAUAUAAAAUUAUGUUAAUUAUUAAAUUAAUAAAAUGAUCUAUAACCAAAAAUAAAUCAACUGGUUUCAUUUAAAAAAAAUUGUCGGAUCUUUGGCACUAUUUUUCUUUUGUUUUUGUAUGAAGCCGAAACCCUGGUAACUGUCAAUAAUUAUACUGACUCUGCCUCUAAUAACCCCCCACAAGCACAAAAACAAAUUAAAGUCAUUGUUGGGUUGGGCAGAUACUUAAAAUCUUUCCGGGUUAUUUUUUUCCUCAUUAAGGAAGCCUACUUCCAAGAGCUGAUUUUACUUCCUGGUUUGUUGGGAAGGUCUGCACACAUGUAAGCAAAAGCAGUGGCCUACUAAUUCACUUACACCCGCUUGACCUCACCCAUUUGAACAUGUUCAAAGGGCGAGGCACCAAGGCAUGGCUGUUUUCUGGGUUCCCAUGUUGUAACACACCCAUAGCUUCGCUCUGAAGUCACAACACAAGCCUCAUCUUCUUCACUUCCUGGUUAAUUUGAGUUUAUCCCACUUGCCUGGGUACAAGCAGUGAAGCCGAUCAGUGGCUUGUUUAAAGAGAAUCUUCUUAUUCUCUUAAAAAGAGUCGGGUGCUAAAUGUUUUACAUUUUUACAGUGUCUUUGAGGAUUAUCUCUGGCCUCAACAUCAACACUAAUCUGACAAGUGAUUCUACGCUUUCUUAAUACUCACGCUAUCACCCAGUCUAUAAUAAUGUUGGAACCUUGGAUUCCACACUAGUGUUUCAUCUUUAAAUAAGCCCUAGUAAUGGCAAGAGUAAAAGUGAGAACAGGUGACACUGCUCACAUUUGUUGUCACUCCCUCAUGACCCUGGUAAUCUGACUUGUUUACAGAGAUUUCCUGCUGUCAUUGUUGACUUGGUAGAACUGGCUCUGUUAUCUAUCAAGCAGCCCACUCAUCUAUUUUGUAUCGCUCCAUGCAUGCCUUUGACUGUGCAAUUGUCCUGUAAAAAUGAGUCGGCGCCAAUGAAUGUAGGCCAAGUAUCCAUCAUCCCCAUAUUAUAUUCUUUGACCAAGACAGAAAGAAGGAAAUGGACCUGUUGCCACUUCCUUCUUGAAACCUCUUACACAGUGGGUGUGUCACAUUUGCAGUAACACUUCACCUAGUUGAUAUGAACUUUUAUGUUGCAAAAGGAAAUUUCCAAGUUGAUAAAUAUGAAGCAGAUAUAUUGUAGAGAUGUGAGAUUGCAUCAGAUGACAAUGGAUGGAUGUGAGAUUGCAGUGCCUUAAUUAUUAGUACUUUGACAGCGAGUACAGAAUAGCUUUAUAAAGACUUCGAAUCAGCCCUGCAAACUCACCUAGUUCAUUAACUUAACACUUCUAUACUUCAAAUGUGCUUUGUACUUGUGUGAUGUGUCAAUGUGUUUGAAUAAUGUCAAACUGUUUUCUCAGUGUUUGAGCAGUUGCUUAUCCUGUCAGAGUGUUGGUCAAAGAAGUUUUCAGUUGCAGUAGUUCAAAAUCAUCCAAAUUUUCACGACUGUUUGUGAAUUUAAUGGGAACCUGUUCAUUUUCACCUUCCAUAUUGGUCUUUUUGAGGACACUCCUAGAUAAGCUUUGUAUGUUUUGCCAUUUAAAAUAAUCCUUAUUUCACUAAUAUUGGGCCUUGGUGUGGCCUCAGUUCUUCCACUGUAUGAAGUAAGCAAUUGCGGCCUCUCUCCCUUUAAACUAGCUUUGAACAGCAGGUCAGUUUAGCUUUGUGCACACAUCCAGAGCUUUUUGACUGAAAUGACUGGUAAGGAUAUUUGCUCUCAUACAUAUUUGCUGUCAUACAACUUUAAGAGUGGGGAAAAAAACUAUCUGAAACGUUGAGUGGAGUAUGAAGCCUGAGCUUUUGGUGCAGAGAUUACUUUGACAAACAGUUUCUUUAUUAUUUGAAACUUUGGGCAUAUUUUUAAUGGGCAUCUAUAAAUUUAAGAGAAAGCAUAAUAAGUCUCAUUUAAUAUUUUACAAACAUGUUUUUUUUUUACUUUCCUUUGAAGUUUUAGAUGUGAAGAUCAGCGUGAAAUUCAAACCACUAACUUGAGAUUUGCAAACCAGAAUGAAAUGUUAAUAUCGUGAUUUUGUUAGAGUGGCACUUACUGGAUAUGUCGUCUUUUAAAAAUGGUCUCAAACCAUGUAUUAUAUCCAUCUUCAGAUGAUGGUAUUAACAAACAUGACAGAAAGUGAGCGCAACAGUAAACCGAGCUGCAGCUGAGCACUUUCACCAGUACACAUCAUUCCAUGUUUUUUUUCCAUAAGACACAAGCUAUCAGGAGAGGACUGUGCAACUUUUCCACUAAACAAAAGCUUAUUACUCUGCUCUCUGCAGCUUUCCCUGCAAAAUUCAGGUUUAUUUCUUAGGACGUCCUAGUUAGCGAUAUAUGUUUAGCUCCGUUAUGAGAGACAAAUGAAAGAGGAGUUGGCCUCCCAUUUUGAGUACUGUAAAUUUCCAUGAGGAUCCUGCUGGCUCCAAGCAGAACCCCGUCAAUUUCUCAUCUUUACAAACCCCCUAAUUUAAUGAUGAUGGAGGAUACGCACAGUGUGGGCCUUGUAAUUAUGCUGUAUUUGCUAUAGAAUGGAAGCAUUAGAGGAAGUCUUACAGGUACUAGUUCAUCAUGUAGUGCUGUCUCAGGGAUAAGUUUUGGUAUGCCUGGGAGGGCGACUGCUGAAUUCCCCACUGAUAUUCACAAUAAAGCCUUGACUUAGUUUUUGUUAAGGCUGGAAUCGCUGGAAUCCUCUCAGCACGCCAAACAGCAGCCGCACUCAUUGUUCCAAAACAGCAGCUAUUUCCACAGCUUGUCCAAACUUUGUGCCCUGGAGCAGAGUUUAUUUUCUUCUGGAAAUUAUUGAGAACGCUUUGAUGUUAAUUGUUAAUGUGCCUAUGUUGAUAUCAAAAUUUGACAUCAUGAAAAGUACCAGCUUUGUGACAAAAUGCUAACUUUGAUUUCUUAAUGUUUGCUUAUGAUGAAUUAUUUACAACCCUCUCUCUGUUACCAACAUGUGCAGCAGGAUUUUAUAAUCCUGUAAACAAGUAUAACCGUAGCAGUUUCUCCAUUUGCAUGCAUUCUGCUAAACCCUCUGUUAUUUACUUGUGUUUGAUCAGAUUAGCUCUUUUUAAUGACACAGAUGUCAGAUAAUUUAAAUCACCUUGGGAAUUGGUUAGAAUAGCCUUUUAUUAAAAACCUAAUAAUAAAUAUAACUCUGGGAAUUUCUUUAUUGAACAGAAAUAAGCCUUUUUGUGCCAACACAACGGGAAGACAAACAGAACAAACAGAAGACAACAUACAAAAACUGGAUUGCCUAGAUGGAUGAGGAACAGCUUGAAUAUUUACUAGCGGAUUUAAAGGCAUCUGGAGGAGGUCUUGUGUUUACAUAGUGAAAUCUGAUUUCAGUAUGCAGGUGAUGUUUGGGAGCCGUACUUGAGAAACAAAGGUGUGCGAGAUCGUCAAAAGGUUAUGAUGAUCCUCAACUUCUGCUAAUUUACUUGAUUUACUUAAACUAGGUAACAGAUUAUAAAGCCUGCCAGGAUACAAACCAACUAACAUCACUGUUAGUUGACUUCUGACCAGAAGUCGAGAUAUAUGUCUACAACACUUCUUUCUGAAUGUUGGUCCACUGCUUUUUUCUACCUCACAGUUAACAUGUAGAAGGAUAAAUUGCAGCAGUUUUCUUUAUUUAUAAGGUGUUACAUGUGUUUUAUUCUGAAAGUUCUGUCGCUGCUAAACCAGUCCUGUGUCGUGUCUCCUUUGUGCUACUGUCGCACUGGAGAAAACGGUAGUUGAAGAAUGAGGCACGACCAAAAUUAUUGACCGUGUUCAAUAAACUUGUGAUCUUGUUUCUUUUGAAGUACUUGAUUCGAAAAUAGGGAACAGGUCUGCGACCGCUCACGCUCAGUCGCCGUCUUCAAAGGGAUUUUGGUGCAUCUAGAUGGAGGUAAAGUGGCAAUAAGACGAAGUCUUAGUCAGCUAUUGAUUUGCAAUUGAAAGGGAUCAAAUUGGCAAUUACAUGCAAUCUGUUGGUUGUAAUAUGGUGAUAAAUGAUGAAUAUGUGAAAAUUGGAAGUCUGACAUGGAAAUUCACAUGUACUACAUAGACUUACAUAAGUUUGAAAACAUAAAUUUGCUUGGCAAACGUGCGUUUAUAUAGGAACGUAACCAGAAUGCAGUCAUUCUCGUCUCAAGCAGGUUGCCAUCGUAUGACUGACUAGCUAAUUGGCAGAUUAGCUAAUUCAGUGUUGUUGCACAGUCCUGUCAUCCUUCUGUAAGUGGACUUGAGUUUUAGGGCCAGUCCAAUCAGAGCUGGUUCAUGUGUCCUUCAAGCAGCUGAACAAUGAAUGUUUUGUGAAAAUUCUAUUAUUUUGUUUGUUUUUUAGUCAGUUAGCACUAAAUUGCAGAUACAUUUCAAUCGUACAGUUUAUUGAUGCAGGUUGCUAACCUAGCUCACUAGCAUUAGCUAAUAACUAGGAACGCCACCCUCUUGUCUAAGUUUGGUUUCUUGUAGUUUAAUAACCAAAUUCAGGUGCUGAGAAAAAAUAGAAGAGGUCACGGUGGCUGCCUCCAACUUUUAUACAGUCCAUAGUUUCUGUAGAUGGAUCUGGAUGAUACUGAGGUUUUCACACAAAAACCUGGCCAGCAUACAAGGAGGGGGAAAAAGAUGGAACGGUGUGGGGGUAGAUGGUGUCUGUACCUAGAAAAUAAAAAUACCCUGUAGCUGAAUUGGGCUGCAGCUAAUGAUUAUUUUUGUUUUUGAAUAUGUUGUGACUUAAAUAGUUAUAUUUUGUAAAAAUGUAAAAUCUGUUCAACAGUGAAAGCUCCCCCCCAAAUUUUCUGUAAUUUUUUUUAAAUGAUUGAAAAACUAAAUAUUCUUAUAUGUGAGAACCUGGGACCAAUUGACUUGUUUUGAACCAAACUUAGCAGAUAAAUCAAGUCAUAAACCAUUUUUCUGAUGAAUGCACACUUGAUUUAUAAAUGUGACUGCAGGACUUUUAAUGUACCAAGCCACUGUUGCCAUUGAUUACUUCUGAUUACUUUUCCACCAGAUGAAAUCAGUUACAGUGUGUUUACUAUCUAUUCUUUUCUGGUUCAAUAUCAGGAUUUACAUUAAUAUAUAAAAAUCAUCACAACAUUUAAGUGAUCUGAAUUCCCAAACAUGUUGCCAUAAGUAGAACCUGUGUAUCUGCACAUGCUCAAAACUGCAGCAUUGCUAAAAAAAAGAGUACACUUGCAGUUAUGCCACUGCAGUUGCGGCAUACACCUGACCUGUAGUCUGUUGGCUCCGCCUGUGCCCUGUGACAUCAGGGCUUUGAUCAGCCUACUGUCUGUGUUAGCACAAAGCCAUAUUUAGCUCAGUGUAAUCAGUGUGGUGAGAGCUUGCAUGCCUACUGAGAAUACCUGCCUAGUAUAAACACACCUGCUCUCUCUGAUGGACUUAAAAUUAAUUUAAUGAUCACCUGAAGGAGUCUGCUCACAGCCGGUGUCGUCAAAUAAACUGUGGUGUCCAGGGACAUGAAACUCAAUCCACAGCAAGCUCCAUUGUAUGGUCAUUGUGUUAUCACAGUACAGCUCAGUGAUGACGAGCUGGCUGGUAGCGAGGAGGGCGUGGACUACUUCCUGCUGUUCGCUGGCAGUACACAGAGGCACCUGACCAGCACCCUGAGGAGCAGUCAUGACACCUUGCAGGCUUUGUGUCCCGCUCAUGACUGCUGCGAAGUGGUGCUGGUCACCUUGUGCUCAGUCACCCGAGGUGUCCCCGAGGAGCCACAAUCCCAUCUGGUUCACGUGGCGCCAUUGGCCGAGCAUCGAUUCAGCUUUGUUCAGGAUUUGGCGUUUGACAUGGCCCAGUUCCUGGUGAGCACUGUGGGCCGGGCUGAUGGCCUCGAUGGGGCGCUGUUGCUGGAUGAGUGUCAGAUUCCUCUGCAGGAGUGUGAGCGUCUGGAUGAGAGUUUGGCACUGGCCCUACACCACCUCAAACUGCCUACAGGAUGGAAUUUACUGGGGAACAAACGAUCCAACAGCACUGAUCUGAAUCCUCAGGAGACUCUGCUGCAUUUCUCAGCACGUCGAGGUCUCUUUCAGGUUACACACUUCUUGCUUCAGCAGGCUGGGGCAAGAGGAGCCCUUCGUUUGGCCAACAGGCAAGGCGACACCCCGUCCGCCGUUGCGGAUUUACGAGGGCACAAAUGCCUCCAUGAGCUCCUCACAAAGGCUGAGACCGAUCCGGAGAAGGACGAAGAGUCUGUCGCUGUCCAGCAGGUCUCUGAAGACGUUCAGGUGUUUUGCCACCUUCCCAAACUGAACACACACACGUUGACACUGAGCAUACACCCUGGGCGUGACACACCGUCCUUUCAGAAGAGUGUUGAGCAGCUGCUGCACUUGAUUUGUCAUCUUCAUGCCAAGGGAGUUUCUUUACUGAAGCUGCAAUUUGAUUCUCUGCACACUGCUGCUGAAUGUUCUGACGGUGUCAAAGCAGACUUAACAUGUCUGGAUCAACUCCAGCAGUCUGAUACGGCGUCGGAGUGCCCGGAUACAACAACACAAGGGAGUUGGUUAGAAAAUUGCCCAGUGGAGAGCAGCAGCACUGUUGAUUGUAGACACAGUGAGCCUGGAAAUGCAGAGAAAGACUGUAGUUUGACUGUGAGUACUCCAACAUCACAAGUACACCCCCAGGAGCAUGGCCUCGUUCCCCCAGAGGACUGGGUGUGUUCAAACACGGAGAGAGAUUACUCCAAAGCCGAGGAGGAGGAGGAACAGGAGCGGCCUGUUGUUUCCAUGCAGGGUUUGAGUUUGUCUGACAGGACUGAAGGAGUACAGAGUGAGACUGAAGGGAAAGGUCUCACUGUGGGAAUUCUACCACAGGCAGGCUGUGGUAAACAGGCAGAGGAAACUGAUAGAGGAGAGGCUGUGAUCCAGGAAGGACAGGAGGCCAAGAAGGGAGAGGAUAGAUCUGAGCAGGAAGCAGAGGACAGCACAGCCAAGAGGAGGGAGGAGGAGAUCAGCUCUGAAUUAACAGAUCUACUAAAGGCCAGCGGAGACACAAACGAGUCAAUCAUGGGUCAGUCAGCAUCAUCAUCAUAUUCUGAGGUUUCAGACAAUUCUGAUUCUGAAGUGAAGGAGUGCUCCCAAGAAGAAGAGAAUGUUGGGAAAGAAGACGCGAAACACAGCCGGGAUGUUUGUAAUGUACUAUCUCUAGAUGCAAACGAGGAAGAGAGUGAAGGGUUAACAGACACUUUAUCAACCCCGAUGGACCUCCCAGACCCAACGCUGAUAGAGUGUGGUGAUGUAAUCAAGGAGCCUGAACCUGUUCCAUGUCUGUUGAUAGAAGGUCUCCACGAAGGGGAACCUCUACCAGACAUAAACAGCCUGGAACAAAACCAGGAAACAGCUGGUAGGGAUUAUGCUACAGAGCAGGAGUGGGGUUUGGCAUCAGAAAGUGGUUGUCAUUCUGGGAGUUGUACUGACGCAGUUGGUGGAAAAGAGCUACACAGUGAAGACGUAGUAGAACCCUCUGGAUACAGUAUUGAAAGCAGAAUUUUGCCUGCGGAAGAAGUUGACAGUUCAGCUGUCUUUUUGGCUUUCAGCGACAUCGUAGUAGAUACACAGACUGAUAGUUUUGACUGUGAGCCGUUGCCUGACAAGAUGCCGACUGAACGACAAGCUGACCAUGACUCGGGUACGGCCCACGGACUCUCCAGUGAUGACGAUGGCAGUUUCAGAUCAGCUGGAAGCUCUACAACAGAAAUAUUCCAGCCCGCUCAUGGCAGCAUCGCUAUGGAGGAUCAGGACUUACUUCAGUCAACGAUAGUACGGAAGCCAUCAGCUGGAUUUGAGAUUGAGGCCCCCAGUGAUUUUAAACCUAAAGAAACCUGUGAACAUUUCACAACUGUGGAUACAGGACUCUCAUCGGAACCUGACACCCAGCUUGAAUCAGAACCCAAACUCUUGAGCUUGGAUGAUUUAAAUUCUGAAGCGACUGAGAAUCUAGCCCCAGAUCUUUCCAAAGAGGAUCUGUCCUUUGACUCAGCUGGGAGUGAGGAUACUCCAGCAGCACAGGUGGAGGAAAGUGAAACUGAGGAGACCAAUAGCUCUGACCUGAAUGUAGGGAUAGAGCUUUCAGCAUCAGGAUUGGGCAGUGGGGUACUUACCGAAACUGAGCCAUCUGUAACAGAAGAGAGCAAAGUCACCAACAUAGCUGAAGAGGAUGUUCAACGGACCAGUGAGACAAGUGAUAUGCCUGUGGUAGUGGCAGCAGAUGAGAGUGGAAAUGUUCAACCUAAACAGGAUAAUUCCGAGAUAACUGCAGAGGAAAGGCCACCUGAGAAUCAGAUCACUUUGUCUAUCCCACAGGAUGACAUUGUGAUUUCAAAUAGUGCUGAUCUAAGUUCGGAAAUAACGGCACUUUCACCUAAGAGUGAAGGAUCCAUAGAACUUCAUACUGAGAAUCAGAUGACUGAAAAUCCCUCUGAUUUUGUGGAUGGAUCCUUGGAGAGCUGCAGCACUAAAGCUCAAGAGGUGGAUGUCAUCAAGUCUGAAGACACUUUAAGUGAUGCAAGGGAGGAACAAAAUGGCCCAGCGGAGGGAGCAGACUUCUCCACGAUCCACCGAGACAGAGAGACGUCGUUCCAUCAGCCUUGCAAUACUCAGCACUCAGGAUCCUCAGAGUCUUCAACAUUUUCCAGUUUGCCCAGUAGGACCAGCAGUGCCACCAGCUGCCCCUCUUCAGCUCACAGAGACUCUGGCAGUGACAUAGAGAGCUUCCUGAACACAGAACCCGGAUAUGACAGCAUCUUCAGAAAGAAUGAUGAACCUGUGACUGGAGGAGACAGUGCCAGCGAGGUUUCGGUCUCCUGCUCUUCCACAGACGACACCGCCAGCGUCGGCCCGACCAGCUCCAGCCCGGAGGGCAGCCAGGGCCUGGGCUGCAGCUGGAGUCCAGAAGAGGGCAUCCAGACCGUGGCACCUACCACUGAAGGACUGGACAGUGAAGGUGGAGAAGGAGGAGGGGCAGGAGAGGCUGAAGAAGAGGCCAAAGAUAGAGUAACUGAGGUGCCGCGGCGUUCCUGUCUCUUUCGUAACAGCAACCGUUCCCUGUCACCUCUUCGCCGCCACAGCUGGGGUCCUGGAAAGAACAACGGAGGAGACGGAGAGAUGAACCAGAGGAGUUCCACUCGUAGCUCUGGUGAGAGGAAGCCGGCCUUUCACAGGAGAAGUUACAGCUUGGAGGGGCUCAGUGGAGGCCCUGAAGAGCUCAGGGGCCCCACCAGCCAGGGGCCCCGUAUCCUAGAACCUAUAAGGAUUCCCCGGCAAGACAGCGAUGACAGAGGCUCUUUGGUUUCUCUGACAGAGGAACAGGAGGACCGGGGGGAGUAUAGCAGAGUGCAUGACCCGAAAUCCAGACGAUAUCGGCCCCUGCGAAACAGCUGUCCUCCCAUGAGUCUGCCCCUCACUAAGUCUGUAUCUAUGCUGGCCAUCAGCCAGAGAGACAUCGAUGGUAUGAGAUUUUCCAGCACCUCUGGGUCACUAGCAUACAGUAUAUCAGAGGAGGAGCCUGGGCCUCUGCGGAGUGACACAGAGGGAAAGAGUGUGACAAAAGUUAGCCGGACCUUCAGCUACCUCAAGAACAAGAUGUACAAAAAGACCAGGGAAAAGGAGCGAGACAAACGGGAGAAGGACAAGGAGGGCAAGGAGAAGGACAAGAAGAUUGUGAACGGUCAUGUUUUUACACCAGUCAGCUCAAACCACACCACCCAGUGCUCCCAGUGCAAUAAAGGUUUUAAUGGCAAGGAUGCGUUCCAUUGCACAUACUGCAAUGCUUCCGUCCACAAGGGCUGCAGAGACAGCCUGGCUGUUUGUGCCAAGGUGAAGAUGAAGUUGCCCAACCAGCAGUUUGCGGUACCAGAUUCGAGCUUGUUUCCUACAGUAACGAUGAGGAACAAACCUGGUGGGACAAAGGAACGCCCCUGGUCGGCCAUCUUGCCCCCUGAGGACCAUUCCACCUUAAUGAUCCCAUCACGGAGACACACCAACAUCAUGACUUUCACGGGAAACAACCUCUCCAAGAGUCUCUCAAUAAGCAACAUUGCUGGUCCGGUGUUUGACGAGAUGCCCAUUAAAGGUCUGCGGUAUCUCUCUCAGUCCACCGACUCGCUCAACAGAACCAACCAGGUCACAGAAUCCAUGGAAUCACUUACUGAUGAAGGAACAGAAAUGAUGGAUGGGCAGCUGAUGGGGGAGUUUGAGGCUGAGGCCAAAGAGCUGGAAGCAGACUCGUGGAGUUUAGGUGUGGAUCAGCAAUACCUGCAGCAGCUGGACAAAGAGCUGGUGAAGAGACAAGAUGUCAUCUACGAACUGAUGCAGACAGAGAUGCAUCACGUUCGGACGCUGCGCAUCAUGUCAGAAGUGUACAGCAAAGGCCUGCAGAAGGAGGUUCAGCUGGAGCAGCAGAUGUUGGAGAAGCUCUUCCCCGUUCUAGAUGAUCUACUUGAGCUCCACACACAGCACCUCCUGCGCCUCCUGGAGAGGAAAAAGGAGAGCCAGUUAGAGGGAAGAGUCUUUGAAGGAGGCUUCAUCAUCAGCAGGAUAGGGGACAUCCUGGGUAGCCAGUUUUCGGGAUCAAAUGGUGAAAGCAUGAAGAGGGUUUACGGAAGAUUCUGCAGUCGCCACAACGAAGCUGUUAACUUCCACAAGGACCUUCUAACCAAAGACAAACGCUUCAAAGCGUUCAUCAAAAAAAAGAUGAGUAGCAGCAUUGUGCGGAGGCUUGGCAUCCCAGAAUGCAUCCUUCUUGUGACCCAGAGGAUAACGAAGUACCCCGUGCUGAUUCAGAGACUGCUGCAGCACACUAAAGAGAGCGACGAAGACUACUUUGACCUGACGGAGGCUAUUCGACUCGUGAAGGAGGUGAUAGCGGCGGUUGAUAGCAAGGUGAACGAACACGAGAAAAGACGGCGCCUGAAGGAAUUUCACGGCCGUAUGGACAACAAGUCGAUUAUGAUGAUGAAGAACGGGCAAAUUUUCGCCAGGGAGGAUCUGCUUAGGAGGCGGCUGAUCCACGAUGGAGCGCUACAGCUGAAAAACACCCAGGGAAGAUUAAAGGAGGUUCAUGCUCUGCUCCUAUCAGACGUCUUCGUCUUCCUCCAAGAGAAAGACCAGAAAUAUGUCUUUGCCAUGCUGGAUCAGCGCUCCACCGUGAUCUCCCUCCAGAAGCUGAUUGUCAGGGAGGUCGCUAACGAAGAGCGCGGCCUCUUCCUCAUCACGGCAGGCAUAGAGAAGCCGGAGAUGAUGGAGGUCCUGGCCAACUCGAAAGACGAACGCAACACCUGGAUGCAGCUCAUCCAGGAAGCCAUGCAGUCUAUGGACAAGGAUGAGGAUGAAGGGAUUCCCAGUGAGACAGAAGAUGACAAGAGACAGCUAGAGACUAAAGCAAAGGAAAUGAGAGAACUGUUGAGGCAAAAGGAUACAGAAAUCAUGUCUCUGCUGGAGGAGAAGGUGCGGCUUUUCAGAGGGAUGUGGGAGGGCGUGAGCCCAGGCGAGGAGGCCUGUCGGCAGGUCCAACCUUUCUUCAGGUCACCCUGCAGCCUGGAGCCGCCUGGGGGGGCGUCCAUCAUGAAAGAUGCCCUGCAGGAAGUGGAGACGUUACAGACACUGGUGAAUGGCAGCCUGGGCGGGGCCAUGGCCAGCGUCCAGGAGGGAGGAGGAGGUGGUGCGGGGCCGGUGUGUUUGCCCCGCAGGGCUGAGACCUUCGGAGGCUUCGACAGUCACCAGAUGCACAGCAGUAAGAGUGGAGACAGAGAUGAGAGUGAGGAUAUGGCGGGAGACCUGCGCAGGACUGAGUCCGACAGCGUUUUAAAGAAGGGAGGAAACGCCAACCUGCUGCAGCUGCUGAAGAGGAACAGUGAGCAGGUCCUCCACAGUGUCUCCAACCUGCAUCUUCUGCUAAGCACUCUGCAGGCAGUGGUAGUCCAGCAGGACAGUUUCAUAGAGGACCAGCGGCAGGCCCUGAGUGAGCGCUCGUCCUCUUGCACAUCGUUAUCACGACCGUCCUCCCGGCCCAGCUCGCUGAUCGAACAGGAGAAGCAGCGCAGCCUGGAGAAGCAGCGGCAGGAGUUGGCAUCCCUGCAGAGACAACAGGCAGCUCAUGCUGAGGAGAAGAGGAGAAGAGAGAAGGAGUGGGAGCUCAGGGAAAAGCAGCUCGCUGAGAGGGAGGCACAGGUGCACGCACAGCAGGAGGAGGAAAUCCUGAAGCGGCAGAAGGACCUGGAGGAGGAGAAGCAGGAGCUGCAGAACAAGAAGGAGGAGUACCAGAAGGACCUGGAGAGACUGAGAGAUGCCCAGAGGAAGCUGGAGAGGGACAGGGAGGCUAUGCAGCGGCACCUCAACAAGAUGGAGGACCUGCGUCUAGCUGAGAGGACUCCCUCUACAACGUCUGAUGAGUUCGCUGGCAGCUCCCAGUCUCUGGAGCUGGACCCGCUGGAGUUCUCCUCCUCCUCUUCCUCCUCUCUGCCGAGGCUGCAGCCCCAGCGGUCCAAGCCCAAAGGGAAAGGCCUCAAUCCCUUUACCUCAUCCUCCACGAACCUCAAGGGCAGCGAAGGCAACAACCAGAUCUCAAAGAGCCUCCUGCAGCUAGCCAAGAACAAGGGCAAAGAUGGGAAGGAGAAGGAGAAGAAGAAGAAAAAGGCCAAAGGGGGGAGCGCACAGUCAGCAGACUCCCAGCCCCUUCCAGAGCCGCCUCUGGAUGGAGAGAUUUUUUUCUGCUGAGACAAGUGGCUCUCCUCCUCCUCCUCCUCCUCCUCCUCAUCAUUACCAUGAACCCAUCAAACCACUCUGACGGUGGAAUGUGCUGCCAAGUAGUAACACAUUCACCUGCGCACACAGGCUUUUUGAAUCACCUUGAAAAGGCUUUUAGUUAAUUUUCCAUGUCAUAACAUAGAGCUGUUUAACAUUACAUGGAAGAAGAUACAUUUUAAAAUCAAAUACCACAGCUUUUAGUUUGUUGGGAAUUAGGAUAUAUUAGGCUCUGCUGUGGUGUGCGUUUAGGAUUCAGUUCAGUAGCUAAAGUGGGAAGGAUGGACUGGCUGUGCACUUUUUCGUUAUUCUAUGUCCAAAAUUCAUCUUUUCCUUUUCCAAAUAAAUGGUUCGAAUUUCUUCAUUUUGAAAAAUCAGACAUCUGUGACAGCUCAGUAUCACGCUGAAAGCGUUUCACAGCGAAUUGCCUUUCAGGCUCUUCCAAGUCUGUCAGGGGCUCGUGUGUUACGGCUGCCUUUUUUCCUAGAGCCCCGCACCAGCAGGCUGUGAUGUUAAUUUACAGAAGCAGGGCCUUUUCCAUGCGACUUUAACCACACGUUCAAGGACACAGACAAAUCCAAAUGCCACUGUGAAUGUCAGCGAGCUCCCUGUGGCACUGGAAACUCCUCACACCUAAUCAUAUUCAUUGACAGCUAAUUGAUGACUGAACCCACGGGGGGGGAACUUACGGGUCCUAGCAACAUUUCUUAAUCAGAGAGAGUCCAAAGCCGUUUCAGUGCUUCAGUCGCAGUGAAUCAUAGCCUGGCGUUCGCGUCGAGUGUUCAAAAAGCAGAUGCGAUUAGAUCCGCCGAGUCUGUCCCCAGUUUGCAAGCAAAAGGGAAUUGGCUAACUUGUGUAAUCCUUAAUGAUGACUUCAUGCCAUCAAUCAUGUUCCUUAAUGAGGUUUUAAUUUAUUUGAAUUAUGGCUAUCUCCAAUUUGGAGUGAAGCUCUUCAGAUGUGUAUUUUCUUAGACGCUCAGUAAUGAAAGGAUUGAGAGUUAUCUCUCUCUGUCUAAUGGCUCAAUUCAUAUCCUUUAGUGUGUUUUAGAGUCUUGGAUGGAUAUUGGCUCGAUUGUCGUUUCAUCUGCCUGUCAAUGGGCUUUUAUGCAGCCCUCAUCUUUCAUCUGAGCGCCGACAAGCAGGGCUUUCCUUCGUUUUUUUAAUUGCAUGUAACUCUUCAGGUAGCAUACUAAUGGUUUCUGUGUGUUAAAGAGAUCAACUCUCUCUUUCGCCUCCUUUCAGUUCCCAUAAUAGAUUCUGCAGAUGCACACAGCUGCUGGUCGUAGGAACGGAGGCCAUUAAUUUACGGACAAAGCAACCGCUUAGAGGGAAUGAGAGUGGACAUUAGCUACAAAUAUGUUCUGUUGUUGUUUCGUGACUAAACCGACUCAGCAGGUAGCUCGUGAGUCUCUGAUCAUUUCAGGAUUAGUCAACACUCAUCAGUGUUUUUGAGCACUUUCUCCUAAAAAUGUUAACACGUUUAUUUUUAAUCAGUGUGAGAUACGAGGAAAUAUGAUUUCUUUUUUUUUAAUCAAGGGCAAAAUGAUCCAAAGACGGUUAAAGUGUUUAAGUAGAUUAAAUAAGGGGCUGUGAGCUUUUAUGGAGUUUUUCAAAGAUGACCCGUCUUAAUAUUUAAGACCUGCGAAGCUCACGCUGUGGGCAGGACUACCUGCGGGACAGGUAGGAAGGACAAAGAGACGUUUAAAAAGGAUCCUCUUCCCAUGAAAGGCAGAGCAGCAUUGCCGAACUGCUUCCUUGCUGCCUCUUUUUCUCACGUUUAAGUGCUUGUUUGUUAACUCGCUGUCUUGUGUUGAGGAUUUGACUUCACGUCCAGGCUGGUUUAUUAUAGUGUGUCUUGUAAGAGGCUUAUGCGGCCUGCCAAUUAGUUGCUUCAUGUCUUUUGUUUAUGGCUUUGGUGUAAUCCUGUCAAAGAAACGGAGAGGGGUAGACUUUUGGUGUUGCUUGAAGGUGUGUUUUGACCACUAGGGAGCACUGCACCUAUAACUAAAUAAUUUCCCUCCCUCACACAACAGCAACAACCAGAAAGUAUGAAACUGUUUAGUUUUUUGUUUUGUUUUUUUUCCCCUGUGACUCCUGCUGUGAGAAAUUGAUGUAUUUUUUUCUCAGCAGGUCAGAGAUAAUGUGAUGAGCGUGGGCUCUCACACUCUGCGACAUUUUUCCCCACGGCAUUUGUAAUUGACUGCAGAAACAAAUAAGUUGUCAGAGAUUGUAAUUGGUUAUUCAGUGUAACCAGUCAGCAGCAGCUUUAAUGUGGGGGGAAUAAAAAGGUUGGAGGAAGCGACUGGGCAGAACCACAGACCUCUGUAAGGGACAAUCAGCAGACACAAGUCGGGAAAAUGAACUCCCUCACCAGUGAUGAUGAUAAGCCUGUCCGAGAGACGAGUGUGUCCAUUAGGUGAACCCUGCGUAGCCUUAAAUCUUAAUGAUAAAAUGCACUAGAGUAGAACCCAGCGUCUUCUCAGGAGAGAGGAGAGCUUUUAUACCUCUGCUUUGAAAGGAAGGAAAUGUUUGUACUAUUCAACUGGUACACAGUUGUUUCGUUCUCAGCAAUGUAAAAAAAAAAAGAAAAAGAAGAAAAAAAAGGGCAAAUGUGUAAAUAUGAUUUAUGUAUAAUACAAAUUACUUGUAAAAAAUAAUUGACUUGUGAUUUAUUGAAGCAUUUUGUAAGAAUGUUUUAUUUAUGUUUUAUUCUCACCAACAAGGUGAUAAACAAUGUAAAGGUGUAUUUCUCUCAUAAUAAAAAAAUACCACAAUUGACAUCCUGAGUGUUUGUGGGUUAUUUUUUUUUA